Molecule: messenger RNA, 495 nt
Organism: Sphaerulina musiva SO2202
Lineage: Eukaryota; Fungi; Ascomycota; Dothideomycetes; Mycosphaerellales; Mycosphaerellaceae
Exons: 1
Source: RefSeq, a predicted model, not a curated record
UCCUCUUCCACAACAGACAUCCUCCCCUCCCCCUCCCCCGACUCGACCACCCCCGAAGCCCAACACCCUGACAUCCCCACGCCGACCUCCCCCCUCAAAGCCACCGACUCCGAACACCCCUGCACAACCUGCGGCGGCCCCCGAUCGCGUCGAACCUCCAUCGUCUCGGACCCCAACGUCUUCAACUCGCGCGCCGGCCGAACCUAUCAUCCAUGCACCAACACGCGCUGUCCACGCGGAAGAGCGAAUACCCUCGAUCGCGAUUGGCAUACGUGGCAGGUUCAUGGAGAGAAUCCGAAAUGUGAUUGUGGAUUGCCGAGUCGACAGAGUCGCCAGGGGACGGGGGAGGUUUGGCCUGGUUAUGGCGUUUGGGAGUGUGCGUUUGGGGGGUGUGGGUAUCGAAGUCGUGAUCGGAAGGGGAGGAGUGUCGAGAAGGGGGAGGUGAGGGAGAGGGAUGUGGAUCGGUUUAUUCCGUGGUUGUUGAAUGGGAGGUGA